Molecule: messenger RNA, 3696 nt
Organism: Thyridium curvatum
Lineage: Eukaryota; Fungi; Ascomycota; Sordariomycetes; Thyridiales; Thyridiaceae
Exons: 4
Coding region: 1-3696 (1231 amino acids)
Source: RefSeq, a predicted model, not a curated record
AUGGACCAAGGGCCUGAGAGCAAGCGGCCCCGUCUUUCGGCUGGCUCGUCAUGGUCUGCGGCUCCCUCUCAUCAUGGUGUCUCCCUCCCCAAUCCCGCGGCGCCUCCGACCUCUCACCACCCCACGCCUCCAGGCCAAUAUCAACCCCCUCCUCAUCCCUUCUCUCGCCCCUCGGAUCCCCAUCCUCCUCCUCCUCCUCUACCACCAGCGCCCCAGCACUACGAUGGCCACCGCCACCAUGAACCAGACCACUUCCCUCCCAUACAAGAGCAUCGACAACCUCCUCCCUCCCCGGCGCAUCCUCCUUACUCGGCCUACCCUCCGCGAGAUCCCAUGGUGAAGCGCGACCCUGCCGAAGACACCCUGCCCCAGCUGCGCCGACCUCACUCGACCGGCAACGUGCCCGAGAUGCCCGGCACCCCUCAUGGCCACCUCCCCCCGCAGCCGCACACCGAAGAGAGACGACACAUGAGCUUCGACGCCGGGCCGGCGCCCCAUCCGCCCCCUCCAGCCCAGAUGUACAGACAGCACGACCCCAGCUACCCGCCGCCCACGCCGGGUCCCCAGCCGCAGCCCUACGACUACGCCAUGUACAAUGGUCCGCACGACCAGAUGUACCCCAUACAAUACUCGACCACGGCGAAGCGGAAGACGCAGCGGGCAUCGCAGGUCGCUCAAGGCCAAGUGCGACGAGACGAAGCCCUGCAAGAAUUGCAGGGAGAAGAACAUCGAGUGCAAAUAUCGAGAUCCUGUGCCAAAAGCACGACGCCUCCUUUGCUGACCGGGCUAUACAACCCUCUCCCCCCAUCUAGGCAAGACAAGAUUAGUUCAGAGAUUCUGGAGGGCAUUGAGAGACUGGCGAGCGCGCAUAGAGACUUUAGAGGUGACGUUGACAAGCGACUGAUGAGGCUGGAAAGGGUGUUGAGCUAUCUCCGUCCUGGUGUCGAGUUUGACCACGAGUUGCCCACUGAGGAUCAUUUCAAACACAUCAAGGAGCCAGGAUCGCCCGCGGACGAAAAGCACCGCGACGAGAUGUACGACUCGCCCGAAGAGGUCCAGCCGGCUGCAGGGAGCAGUGCGCCUUCCGCGGGCGUCCCGUUGACCCUGGACGAGGCGCAUCGGUUGCUGCGGCUCGCCAACACCGAGGACGAAAUGGAAAUCGUGCCCGGCCCUCCGGUGGCCCCAGGCGAACCUGCCAUGCCCGUGCACCACACGACUUUGGCCGGCUUGCUCCUCACGUGGCCGCCUAUCGCCAAAAAGGUCGGUCGCCUCCUGGAGAUCGAGGGCAUCAAGUAUCCGGGCGAGUACCCGAUUCGCCAGGAAGAGCAGCGCGGGCUCUUGCGGGUGUUUGGCCGUGGAGAAGGACUGGAGAAGAGCAAAGUCGACAAGGACACCCCCGCAGACUAUGGCCAGAUCGGUGCGUCGCAUGCCGAUAUUUCGGACGACAUGUCUGAUAUCUCAUCGCCGUCACCGGGCGAUGUCUGGGGCCAGACGGGCGGUCUUAGUCCGCCCAACUCGGUCGAUCUGAAGGGCGGUCCUCUUCGCUCCAACGGCGAUCUCAACUUUGAUCACAAUGAGGUUUGGAAGUACGUCAAGAGCUUCGAAGACAACAUCCAGAACAUGCACCCCCUGAUCCCGCCCAAAGAGCUGCAAGCCAUGACCAGGCUGUUCCUGGAGACCAUCCCCACGAGCAACACCAAGAUCAAGACGACGGCGCCCCCGCAGGCGAGAUUCGUACCUAUGCCCGACCAGCAUGUGGAAACGGGCAACAAGAGGAAGAGAUCCCCGGCGGCCGGUGCGGACAUCCCGGAGCCGAUCAACACGCCGCAGAAGCCCGGAAAGCCGUUUCGCAGCAUGGACACGGCCCUGAUCCUCUGCGUCCUGGCCCUGGGCAAGAUCUGCCUGCACAAGCACGGCAAGCUCCCCGAUGUUGUGGCCGAGAGCGAGGCGCCCAGCCACCAGUCGCCCGUUGCGCGCAAUGGACACCCGGCGUCGCCCAGCCAAGGCUCGCCCCCGGGCUAUCAGACGCACUCGCAGUCCUCGGGGCUCCCUUCGCCGCGCGGUGACGACCGGACCUCGAUGAGCCGGAGGCCCUCUUUCCAGGGCCCGCCGCCGACGCCGGCCCGGGGCAGCCACAGCAUGAAGAGGAACCUGGACGUCAUUCCCGGCCUCGAAUACUUUGCCGUGGCCACGGACAUCAUCGGCAACCACAUUGGCGGGAAGACGCUGAAACACGUGUGGGUCAGCAUCUUCGCCGGCCUCUACUUUGGGCAGCUCGGCCGGCCGCUCCAGAGCCUGGAGCACAUUGCCAUGGCGGGCAGGACGCUGCAGAGCCUGUUGAGACCCCAUCUCGACCGCUUCCAGCGGUUGAACCCGACGCUCGAGAAGGUGCACUCGCGGAGGGAUAACCAGCUCGUCUUUGCCUUUUGGUCUUGCUUGCAGCUGGAGAGCGAUAUCCUUGCCGAGCUGCAGCUGCCCCCGUCUGGCAUCCUGGCCUACGAGGACAAGAUGCCGUACCCGAACAACCAGGUCGCCGAGCUGUACGGCUUCACCCCGGACGUGCUCGAGAGCUACUCCGCCCAGCUCUUCCUCCGGAAGCGGCUCAACGAAAUCCACAAGGCCUUCUACGACGCGUCAAACCCGAAGCAGGACCGUGGGCCUAUGGAGAAUAAUCCCACUUUUGCGUCCCUGCAGAGCUCGCUCGAACCCCCCAAAUGGGUCCCGCCGCACUUUAGGUUCACCGACGAUGAUCCUCCGGCCACCGACAUCUUGUCGGCUCGUCUACGCGCCAAGUACUGGGGCGCGCGGGCCAUUCUGUAUCGGCCGUUCCUGCGGCAGAUCCUGCUCUUCAACCACAGGAUGUCGGAGAGCAACGGCGACCCGUCCAAGGCCAACAACAUGAUCGAGACGAUGCCCGGCGACUACAGGCACGACGUCGACGUGCCGCACCUCCGACCGGACGCGCCGCCCUCGGAGGUCAUCUCGGACGACAUGACCAGGUGUGCGACGCUGGCCGUCAAGGCGCUCAUCGAGAGCACCCGCUCCUUCCACGGGCUGCAGGAGAAGAGGUUCAUCAUCACCAAUGUCUUUGGGACUGCUCACGCGCAAUGGGGCAACCUGCUCAUCCUGGCCGCGGCCAGCGACGACCCGACGGUGGGCCCGCACAUCAACAAGGCGGUCCUCAAGGAGCUCUUCGCGCGCACGAUCGAGUUCUUCGAGCUCGUCUCGCACCCGUCGAGCUCCAUGACGCAGGACAUGAACAUCCUCAAGGGCCUCGAGCGCAAGCUCCUCGAGGAGUGGGGGCCCGAGGUCGUGGCCGCCGACCACCGCGGCGGAGGAGGAGGAGCAACCACCACCGGCUCGAGCUCGAGCUUCUCGAGCGACAGGACGGGGGGCGGACCCCUGCCGCCGCCGCCACCGCCGCCCAUCACGCCGACGUCGUACCCGCACCAGCUGCCGCCCGUCGUCGCCGACGGGGCCCGCGCACAGCAGCACUCGCCCGUCCAGGGACAGCCGCCGCCGCAGCAGUUCCCGCGGCACCCUCCCCCGCCGCCGCAGCAGCAGCACUGGCAGCAGCCGCCGCCGCACCCGCAUGCGCAUGGGCACCCGCACCCGCACCUCCCGCCGCCGCCGCUGCCGCCGCAGCACCUCCCGCCGCCGUACGGCGACAGUCGGAGACCCCCCGAUGGGCGAUGA